Messenger RNA from Aspergillus ibericus CBS 121593, 2262 nucleotides. It is a transcript of the gene prm1, whose product is annotated as pheromone-regulated protein PRM1. The transcript has a single exon. The coding region runs from base 1 to 2262 and encodes 753 amino acids. NCBI's taxonomy places the organism in Eukaryota, Fungi, Ascomycota, Eurotiomycetes, Eurotiales, Aspergillaceae. The record is from RefSeq and is a predicted model, not a curated record. Gene Ontology annotation, cellular component: mating projection tip.
AUGGUUUUCUCAAGCUCUGGUCGGAAUAUGUUCCCGCUUCUUCCCCCCUACGGCGUCCAUGAUCCCAAUGGUGUCCAGGGUCGGGUCAUUCCGCUGCACCCCGAUGGCUCUACGCCGUACCUGGGUCUGCGGGCGCGUCUGUCCCAAGUGUGGCUUAACCGCUGGACCGUGUUGCUGCUCUUGGUCCUGGCCCGGGUGCUGAUGGCUGUCACAACCAUCAAGACAGACAUGGGUCGCGCUAAAAGCGAGGCCCUCUCGGCAUGUACAAGCGUGGAAUCCAUGGGCGAUGCGAUGGUCUCCAUGCCCCAUUACCUGGCGGAAGGGGUCAACGACCUCACCGGAGACAUGGUCGAUGCGGCCGUCGAUGGCCUCCAGAUGAUGCUGAUGCUCACCUUGACGGGCGUGGAAGAGUUGAUCAUCUUCUUCAUCAAAGUGAUGUACCAGACUUAUCUGUGCCUGUUCACGCUCGCCGUGCAGGGCGCCGUUGAGAUUGGAGUCACCUUGAUCGAAGAUGCCGCCGAUUUUCUGAACUCCACGGUCAAAACCGUGGGGAAAGACAUCGCUAAAACUGUCGAUGUAUUCGAGGAUGCCCUCAAUGACUUUAUCAAACUCGUGAAUGUGGCCGCCAGUCUGGCCGGGUCGAGCGUGCCGUCACUGAAUCUCACCAGCGAGAUCGACAAGCUGGAAGAUGUACACCUACCGUCGUCGAUCGACGAAGGUCUGGAUAAGCUCAACAACUCCAUUCCCUCUUUUACCGAAGUCAUGAACUUUACUGAAAACGUGAUCCGGUUUCCCUUCGAGGAAGUCAAGAAACUCGUCAACGAGUCCCUGGGGGACUAUACAUUCAACACCUCCGCACUUCCAGUUCCCGCGAAGAGGAAGCUGAGCUUCUGCGAUGACAACAACGGGAUCAACUCAUUCUUCGCCGGGGUCACGGAUCUGAUCCUGACAGCCCGCAAGAUCUUCAUCGCCGUGCUCAUCGUCGCUGCGAUUCUCGCCUGUGUCCCCAUGGCCUGGCAAGAGAUCCGACGCUGGCAUACCAUGAAAGAGCGCUCUCAACUGGUCCGCAAGGAAGCGCACGAUCCCAUGGACGUCGUCUACAUCGUCUCCAGACCCCACACCGCAGCCAUGGGGAUCAAGACCGCCAGCCGAUUCAGCAACAGCCGCCGACAGACCCUCGUGCGCUGGGUGAUCGCCUAUGCCACCUCCCCAGCGGCCCUAUUCGUCCUCUGUCUCGCCCUGGCCGGCCUCCUCUCCUGUCUCUGCCAAUACAUCCUCCUCAGCGCCAUCAAGAAAACCGUCCCCGAACUCGCCACCGAGGUGGGCGAAUUCGCCGACGAAGUCGUCGGCGUGCUCCAGAACGUCUCCGCGGAAUGGGCCAACGACGCCAACAAAGUGAUCCAGCACGCCGACGACGAAAUCAACGACCACGUCUUCGGCUGGGUCAACACCAGCACGACCGCCCUAAACGACACGCUCAACACCUUCGUCGACAAAACCAUCGACGUCCUCAACGACACCUUCGGCGGGACCCUCCUCUACGAACCCCUCCUCGACGUCUUCGACUGCCUGAUCGGCCUCAAAGUCGAAAGCGUCCAAAAAGCCCUCACCUGGGUCUCCGACCACGCGCACGUCGACUUCCCCCUCCUCCCCAACGACACCUUCUCCGCCGGCGCCACCACCAGCCUCAACAGCUCCAACUCCUCCGACAGCUUCCUCACCGAAGCCGGCUCCAAAACCUCCAACGAAAUCACCGAGGUCGUCGACAAAGUCAUCAACACCCUCACCAGCGCCAUCCGCACCGAAACCAUCAUCGCUGCCUGCAUCCUCCUCGUCUGGGUCCUCAACGCCCUCCUCGGCCUCCUCCGCGCCCUCACCCUCUUCUGGACCCGCGACAAAACCCGCGGCGAGGGCGGCCCCGCACCUCUCCACUCCCGGCCCAAACCGGGCUCUGCCGGGGGCCGCCCAGCAGACCCAAACGGCUUCAUCGACGUGCCGUUGACCAGCCUACCCAGGAAUCAUCAUCCCGCUGCGAUGGAUGCGCCAGAUGACACCGAUGCCGCGCGCUCACAACCCGCGCCCCGGUACGAGGUAGCCACCAGCCAGGGAAGCUCCGGCAGCUCGGGGAUGGUGGUGCCCCACGACUGGGAGUAUCCGGCCGAGAAGGUCGGGUUCGCGGGGCAGCGCAAUGCGUUGCAGGUAGACGGGGUGUCGGAUUUACGGGGGAGUAGUUAUGUGGAAUAUGGGAUGGAGAAAAACUGA